This is a messenger RNA of Miscanthus lutarioriparius, 1497 nucleotides long. The record is from the annotation of a GenBank genome assembly. Lineage: Eukaryota; Viridiplantae; Streptophyta; Magnoliopsida; Poales; Poaceae.
AUGCCAGCUCCUGUUCAGCGGGCGCCAGCUCUCUUCCUCCUCAAGCAGGUGCGCGACAACGCCGUCAGCGGGAGCAGCGCUACAUCUGCGGCGGAGGCAGAGUCGAGCAGCGCCGCCACAGCGGAGACGACCGCGGCCAUGGAGGGCUCCGGCAGCGCGGCGGCACGGGAGGCUGCAGAGCCCAAGCAGAGCCGGGAGACUAGCGCGUCUUUCGCGGCGGAACAGGAGGCGGCGGAGGAGGAGGAUGGGGCCGGCGCGGGCGCGGAGGCGAGGAGGCACGCGUUGGAGGCGAGGAGGAUGGGGACGGUGUGGAAGCGAGGAGGAUGGGGACGGUGCGGGGGCGGAGGCGAGGAGAGCGAGGUGGCAGUGGAGGAGAGCAGCGAGAUGUGCAACGGAGUUUGUUUCCUGACGAUAGGAAUUGACCAGCAGCUAGCUAGUGUUAGGACGCAAAUUAAAGGAACGGCCGGGAAACCUCUUUUUUCCCCUCCGUUUGCUCAGAAUUCAGCUGCAGCAGCAAAAAUGAUGCGUCUACUAGCAUCUGACCGAUCGGCAAAUUUUGUCAUGAUCCAUGACAGGUACGUGAAGGAGAGGCUGCAGGGCCUCUCUGGCCUGUCCUGCUCCUCCGCGGCCUCCACCUCCGUCGUCGCCUCCACUGGGCGCGCCAUCGACCGCUACUCUCCGCGCCUUCGUGACCCUCACCGGCGUCUUCCGCCAUCCCUGCCUAAACCACCCAGACCCAGCUCCUCCCCUUUCAGUAGUACCAUAGAUUCCUCCUUCUCCCUGAAGCAACAGCAGCUUUGCCACUACGACGACGAUGGCAAAGACAGAAGGAAGAAGAAAAGCACCGCAGCAGCCGCUGUUAGGGGUAGCUCGUCGACGUCGUCGUCAGAGCAUAGGAAAAACAAGAAGAAGGCGGUGCAGCUGCAGCAGGUGAGCCCCGCGAGUUCGUCCAGGUUCCUGCUCAACUCCUCCAGGCUCAUGAUGCAGUCCGACGACGAAAUCACCGUCGUCGACUCCUUGCCGCCGCUUCCGUCCCCGCGGCCCUACUUCAUUGACGACGCCGGCGACGACAUAGACAUAUUCCCACCAAGCCACGGCGGUGCCGUGUUGCCGGGUGUUCCAUCCAGUCCUCAGCUCGUGGCGCCGCCAGUGGACUUAUUCGCUGAGCCGUCUGCAUCAGGUGCAGGGACCUCCUCCUCCUCGUCAGAAAUAGGAGGAAGAAGCCAUGUCGUUGCCGGUGACAACACUGUCAUGGUGGUGGUUUUGAGGGUAUCUCUGCACUGCAAGGGGUGCGCUGGCAAGGUGAAGAAGCACAUCUCCAAGAUGGAAGGCGUUACUUCUUUCGACAUCGACAUCGCGACGAAGAAGGUGACGGUGGUGGGAGAUGUCACACCGCUAGGCGUCCUCAACAGCAUCUCCAAGGUCAAGAGCGCCCAGUUCUGGACAGACUCUCGCUCCUAUUUGUCCACGCCGCCGCGUGCCUCCGCCUCCUUCUGA